Manihot esculenta (cassava) is the source of this 1948-nucleotide messenger RNA. RefSeq lists its product as uncharacterized. The transcript is spliced from 3 exons. Bases 436 to 1350 code for a protein of 304 amino acids. NCBI's taxonomy places the organism in Eukaryota, Viridiplantae, Streptophyta, Magnoliopsida, Malpighiales, Euphorbiaceae. The record is from RefSeq and is a predicted model, not a curated record.
UUUAGCCUUCCAUCCUCCUGAAAAAGAAACCUCUUUUCUCUCCGUCUUCCUCCUCCUCCUCCUCCUCCUCCUCCUCUGUCUGUCGCCCAUCGCGUCGGAAAAUCAAGGGAGCAGAUUCAAGCGCGUUGAACGUUUCGAAAUUAGACCCGCUGGCAUCCCAUCAUCCUCCAAAAUUAAAAAAAAAAUUCAUUUCUUGAAUUAUUUAUUAAAAAUUCUUAAUUUCUUGAAGCAUAUGUUUUGAGAAGAAUUGUAAUUGCAUAAUUAGAAACGCACGGAUUCCAAAUUGUUUUGCAAUUAUAAAUUCAAUUUUGUUGAUGGUUUUGUGUGGACAAUUAAGAACGGGAAAAAAGAGACGUCGUAGAUAACGACGUUUUUAUUUUUCUUAUUCUGUUGUUUUUUUUUUUAAUUGUUUGGAGGGUUUUUGGGGGUUUGAAGAUGUGUGCGGCAGCGGCGACGGAUGACUGGUGGGCGAGGGGGAUAGCGGGACAGAUCGGAGGAGGGUUCAGCCAGGAGAGCGAGCUUGACUUGGCUCUCAUGGUCAGCGACUUCCUUGAGAACGGCAGCAGCGGUCCCGAUUCUUGGUGCAGCAGCGAUAGCGAGUCUGGUCUCUCCGAUCUCCACCAUCUCGCCGACAAGAUUUCGUUCUAUAGACACUCAGUAGCGCAGUAUGAAAGUGACUUGCUAUCAUUGGUUCAGUCCCUUAUGGUGUCCAUCAAGGAGACUGACCUUCACCUUGUUAAGUCAGGCCCGUGUAAUGCCAGCUGCAUUAGAUUUUCCUUGGUAAAGCUUUUGAGACUUGCUGGUUAUGAUGCUGCUGUGUGUGCAUCUAGGUGGCAGGGUGGUGGCAAGGUCCCUGGAGGGGAUCAUGAAUACAUUGAUGUGGUUAACCAUACUAAUGGUGGAAGCUCUGAGCGUUUAAUCAUUGAUAUUGACUUCCAAAGCCAUUUUGAGAUAGCUAGAGCUGUAGACACUUAUGACAGAAUAUUGAAGUCACUUCCUGUUAUUUAUGUGGGUUCAGUGACCAGGCUGAAACAGUAUCUUCAAGCCAUGGUUGAAGCUGCUAAAUCUUCUCUGAAGCAGAAUUCAAUGCCUCUUCCUCCAUGGAGAUCACUAGCUUACUUGCAAGCAAAGUGGCACUCACCAUACCAGAGACAUUUGAGCCCGGAGGAACAUAAUUUUAGCAGCAUCAGCUCUUCUGACCAUAAGCAGUGCAGGGGACAUUUAAAAAGGCUGCAAGCUUGGGUCCAAUCUGAUAUGGAAGAAGAGCGACUGUUGAAGCCCAUGAACACUGAUAAUAACUGGAGAGUGAAGCGUGAGAGGCGAAGGAAUUCCGGAUUGAGGGGUCUUUGAAGUGUAUAGAAUUUUCCCGGGGAAUUGCGAGUUCCCUUUAUGAGAGGUUAAUUGUACUGCGGCUUUCAUGUUUAGUAAUUCUUUUUCCUGAGAUGAAUAAAUGAAGUCCAAUUUUAUACGGAGGACACAAAGGACAAUAACACAUGAUAUGUGGAAUCAUACAUUUUAAUUUUUCAUGUUUUGCGCAUUGGCAGCAAGUGACAGCAUGAGAUCUUCGGAACUGGGGGGUUUGUUAUCAAUACGCGGCAGCAUCUCUGGCCAAAGCUGCUGGUGCUUGUUUCACCAAGGUGCAUAAUUUGAUAGGUUUAUUUAUUUAUCUUCAUUAUAAGUUCCUUCUUGAACGAAUCCCUUGCCUUGUAUUUUAUUAUGGCCAAGGAAUUUUUGUUCUAAUUUGCCUUUGUUUUCCUGUUAUCUUGUUCAAAUUUAUAGUUGCAUGUACUCCAAGCAAUUUAAAAAGGUUGCUUGGGCGAGAUAUACACUACAAGUUUAUGAUACAGCCGCUUCUGAUAGUUUGUAAAAUCCACUGUUGCAUGUGUUCUUUUGUGAUUAUUAUAUAAAAUCCAUUGUAUUUUACUAUAAUAUUUCUUGCAGAUAUGAA